Molecule: messenger RNA, 7391 nt
Organism: Papilio machaon (common yellow swallowtail)
Lineage: Eukaryota; Metazoa; Arthropoda; Insecta; Lepidoptera; Papilionidae
Gene: Hers
Exons: 13
Coding region: 404-6403 (1999 amino acids)
Molecular function (GO): chromatin binding
Source: RefSeq, a predicted model, not a curated record
AACAGUUGUCGAAUCGACUCUACCAUAUCUACUCGUAUUUUAUCGAAACCGUCGUGUUCGUGACUUGAACGCGGGUGAUAUUGGAAAUUUAUUGUGUGUUUCUGUGUUUAUAUAUGUUGUUUGUGUUAUCAAUCGUGCGUUAUGGUGUUUUUGUGUGAAUAACGUGAAACUACUUUAGGGUAACAAUGUCUAGUAGUUGACAUGUUUAUCUGUGUCGUGUGUGAAGAUUUUCCCUUGGCGUGAGGAGGUGCGGUGCGCUAGUGUGCGCGCUGGCGCCCGUGUGCGUGCCGCGGCCGUAGUAAGCGGCGAUCCAAUGAUGGAUUGCAUUUCCAUGGAUGUGUAGGAUGUGAGCGCCUUCGUCAGUCCAUCAAUGACGGUAACAUUCAUAUGACCACAGUGGACAAUGCGGUCACAAGCUUCUAAAACCUUACCUAAGAAAGGGGCUACAGGAAAAACAGCCGUCAAGGGUAAAUCAGCUACUAAAUCUAUAAAAAAGAGAGCUAUCACGCCAAAAAAGGUUCAAAAUUUACAAAAAUCGCUUUUAAAGAGUGCUAAGAAAAAUACUCAAAAAGAUCAGAAAGAUGAAGUUUCGAGUUCAACGAGCAGUGCAGCUCCUGCUGUUGAAGAGACGAAAGAGCAAACUGGGGAAGCAAAAGAAGAAACAUCAAAAACUAGUCAACCAAGAAGUAACUCGCCAACGAAAAAGCUUAAAAAGGAGCCAAAAGAAAAGAAAGACGAGGCUAAAAAUACCCCAAGCAAUAUAAACACCAAAGCUACUGCACCCAAAAAAUGCGUUAGGGUCCCUAAAAUAACAAAUUCUGGAGAGAAAAUUGAUAAUGUUGACGGUAACAAUGAUGAUGUAAAGUACAAAAUAAAUGUAGAUUCAUUGAAAAAAAAUCAAAAUUCUUCUAAGAUAAAGCCUGUAAAUAAAAAAGCACAAACUCCCAAAAAGAGAGGAGCCAAUGUUACAAAACUUGAGUCACAAGAUAAGGAAACGAUAUUGGAAGAAGACAAAAAUAAAGAGGACAAACAAAGUGACAACAAUGAUAACAACACUUCUAAUAAUACCAAAGCAGAUACUUCUGUCGAUAUAUCAAAAGAAAUUGAAAAUGAGACUAAGGUUCAAGAAAGUGUUGAAAGUAAUAAAAGUGUUGAUAAUUCACCGCCAAGCAGUAGUACGUCGUGUAGUACUUCAUCAAGGAGUCAAGUAGAAAUGCCUAGAACUGAAUCAGAACGUCCUCUUAAAUUUUUUACUUCAAGCCGGUCCCCUAGAACUGUUGAUAUAGAUGUGAAGUGUUGUAAAUAUUCAAAAGGCAAUGUAAGUGCAUCGGAAAGAUUCUUACCCAUGAAAUGUGAAACAAAAAUUGAUGAACACAAUAAAGAAAAAAGUACAUCUAAUCACCUAGUGUCACAAGGGUCUGAAUUUGAUGUUUAUACUUUUACAGAUAAAGUUGAUUCACCCAAGAGCAUCUUGUCGGAUUAUCGUAAUACGAACAACAAAAGCAUAGGCAGAGUACGGCCUAUAGCUCGGGUUAAGGGGACAAUUGUUGAUAAGAAAACUGAUACCGAAAGAAAAAAAUAUUCUCCACAUAGACCCAUUGAAGAAGUAGUUAAACAACUAAAGGCAAACAAGCGGUCAGAGGGUUCAACUUCUGGUCAAAGGCCAGCCGGUGAUCGAGUUUCUGACGCAGAAUUUAAUGUCGGUAAUGUUGGAGACAAACCGCAACCUAUUGUGAGUAAAUCGUACAAAAUGGUAGCGCGUAAAUCGAGCAUUACAGGAAAACCAUUUAGCCCUAUCAAAUUUUUUGAUCACGAAUCUUCCUCUCCAAAAAGUGAGACAUCGUCUUCCCCCGUAAAAGUAAACGCAAAGCAGACUUUAUUAAAGAAGCAGCAAAAGCAAAGUAGAUUAUCCGAUAAAGACAUCGAUAAUUCUAAAUUUUCGUUGAGAAAGAAAUCUCUUAGUUAUAGUUCAUCAGAAGAAAGUGUAAAUGAUUCUAAUGAUGACAAUGAAUCUAAAGAAUCAUCUGGAUCUGAUAGUCCUAAAGCCAAAAAAACAAAAAAUAAAAAAUUCAAACGAAUUACAGAUAGUCAGAAAAAACCUACGUCAAAAGAAUUAAAAGAACUAUCGAAAGAUUCUCUUGUUGAUCUCAAAGAUAACUUUUCUGUAUUGUGUAAUGAAAAGCCAAGCAAAAGGAGACUAAAGUUAUUGUCCAUGUGGGCAGGACCUAAAAAACAUAGAAUGGCUUCUUUAAAUGCUAUAGCUAAAGUUCACUGUCUAUACGAAAAUGAAAGCAGAACUCAUAUGGAAUUAGGUUUAAUGAAGACGGUGGACCGUCAACCAAUGCCGAGUACGUCAAAAACGUCAUAUAAUAAAAAGAAAGAGAAGUCAAAAGAUGUGGAGAAACAAGACAGCACCUCAGAAUCUGAAUACGAAGUCAGAAACGACAAAAAAGAAGAAAGUUCUGAAAGUUCCGAUGAUAAUUUACCACAAAGGACUUUGCGUGGAGUUCCCGGUAUUAGAAGUGCAGGUAAAUAUUGGGAUCCUAAAUCAUCUACGUCUUCCAGCGAGGACAGCGAAAUAGAACAAAAACCGAAGACACCUGAAAAAAAGAAAACCAUUUCAAAGCCUCCUAUUCCAAAACCCGACAAUGACAAAUCCACUAAGCAGAAGAAGACAACUGGUAUGUCUGUUAAGAAGAAACGUAACAGAAACGAAGUUGUCAUGGAUUUAAAGGAUAUGGUCGUGCAGAAACGUAUGGCUAGCUUAAAUGCCACGGCAAUUUUGGCAGCGAGCUAUGAAAAGCGUUCUCCUAAAUCAAGCAAAGAUGAAACUACUUCAGAUUCUGGUAGUGAUGAAUCAUUUACUCAUAAAUCAAAAAACGUGAUCGUGGCCGGCGUAAAAUCGGAGCUAAAAAAUGAAGAGACUAAAAAAGACGUUGAGGACACUACAGUUACUGAUAGGAAGCAGAAAGUUGAAGUAAUUGUUAACCAAGAAUCGGACGUAACAAUAACCGGGGUAUACUCAACACAUCAUCACGAAGGUUUUUGCACUGUUUCCGGAAUGCAAUACCGUAUAUCGUCUACAAGUCACACCCAGACGACAGCGACGGCCAACUGCGAGAAGGAGGGAUGUCCCCGUGAGGAAGGGUCCCGUUAUACGCCUUUAUCUGCACUAUCGUCUAUGCAACCGCCUGCGGAACAUCCUCAUACACAUCCACAUCCUGUUCCGGAGUUGGGCGGUCUCUCUCGCCGCGCUGGCUGUUCCAGUGCGUUCUCAGCGCCCUCGCCUUCCGCACAUCAUGAUCCAGGAUAUUACCAGCCCGCGGGACCGCUGAUCAAGGAGAGCGGCGCCGAAGCAGACAGGGCUCUUGGCAGAUAUCAUCCUGCGCCACACUACCACCCGCCGCAUCCAUCGAUGCUGCAGCAGUACGGUCCGCCACCGUACUAUCCCGCGGAGCUAUGCUAUGGGCGGUACUACCGGCCGCCCGGGCCCUACCACAUCCCGCCGCCACAGCCUGAUGCUCCGAUGGUGGGCGUGGGCAGCGACCCGUACCCGCCGCCCCAAUACUACGGCUCGCCACCCUGCUACCAACACUCACCACAAAGGAUACCGUACGUCGAGUAUCGUGGAUGCCCGUGCCCAUUAAACGCGUGUCCAAAAAACGUCCUUAUUGGGCCCGCUACUGGUAAAGCCCCAGCCGGUGGCGGCCCCGCCGACGUCCUCGCUCUUGCGCCGCCCGGGGGCGCCUUCCGCGCGAAGGUGCGGGCCUGCGCCCUCGACUCCGCCGCCGACACGCACGGCAGCGGCAAGGAUCCACCGUUAGAGCCGGAGCCGCCCGCCGCGGCCGACGCUCCUCAUCCUUGUCCGCUGCCGACUAUCGGCGGUGCGUCGCCCAAACGUGAACUGUUCGACGUUCGCGACAACCUGCACCGCGCCGGGGAUAUGCCCAACCCCGCCGAGGCUCUCGGCCCGCCCUCGCCGGCCAGAGGGUCUGCGGGAGCCUGCGCGCCCCAGCCUCCGCCCGUCGCGCCCAGGCGAGCCAGGCUCGGCAAAGCCAUGGCCAGGCGGACUCUGGCGGGCGACGACACGGGCUUUCUCUUGUCGACGCCUCAGCAACCGACGCCACAUAGUGACGUCGAUGAUGACGUACUCGCCAUCUCUCCCCCGAUUUGUGUACCUAUAGACCUAUCGUCAUCGGACGAACGAUCGACGCCUCUAGUCGACGUAAAAAAAGAGAACGAAGGCCCCACGUACACACCACCGAGGAAGGUCGAAGCGCAAGCUCUCAGGGAACAUAACAGCACGACGGCGCUUCCCGAAAUACCAGAUUUAACGGAGGCCAAUAAAGCCGUUAAGAGAAGGUACUCGAAGCCCAAACUUGAAAUCGAUAUAAGAGAUAUACAACUGGAUGAUGCGUGUAAAACUAAUGGAAUCGGGGAACACGUAAAACUACAAAAAAGAAGAAAAGUAUCAGACGACCACACCGAUGUUGUUAGGAUAGAAACUGUUACAAAGGAAGCUAAAAAGAAAACGACUCCCAGUACAAAGAGAACGCCCAAGUCGCCGCCCGCAGAGAAAAAGAAUCUUAAAAGAAAAUUAGAGGACAUGGCUAACGGGCCUAAAGCAAAAAAAGCUCUUAUCGAAACGAUAAAUGACGAUCCCCGCCUUAAAAAUGUAGCAGCUGUUGCGGAGGAGCCGUGUAUAAAGAAGUCAAAAACAAAAAGUGCACUUCUUCUUGACAAUUUAAUAAGAAAAAACAGUAUCGAUGGCAAAGGUUACGCGUCCGACAAGGAGUUAAACCCCGCAGAGUUAUUUUUGUCACCGAACGAAAACGUUGCACAAAACGUAACGAAGAAAACUUUAAAUAUUAAUAAUAACAUUGUUGAAAAUACCUCACCCACGAAUGGAGUGCGGCCGAAAACGAUAGCCGCCGUUAGCCAACUCAUAGAAAAGAAACUGGCGUAUAAGAACGCUUGUAAAAUUGACUCAAAAAUCACGCACAAUUUGAAAUCAGUAUUAAAAUCGCCCACCGAUACAUCAAACUUAAGUGAAGAACAUACGAGUAAAGUUCCAUUAAACAACGGUGCAAACUCAGACAGUAAAAUUUUUGAUAAAUGUGAAUCAAUAUUAAUUGAAGACAAAAAUGAAAAAGACAGUAGCAACGACGGUAUCACCAAUGGAGAUGUAGACAAGGCUGUGAAAACGUUAAAAAUCAAUAAGAACAAACCUGCAUCAAAUCAAAUGGAAACAAGUCUUAAGACCUUAAGUGACAUUACCAGUAGUGUCGAUGAAUCUCAGUGCAAAGCCAGUAAAUUACAGGAUCAAGAAGAGAGGGCGAAAGACCUCGAGGAAACUUUAAUAGCAGACAAAAUGUUAAAGAAACCUAAAUCGACUAUAGAAAAACCUAACGGGGAACUCAAAAGCAAGAACGUCGAAAAAGUCGUCAAGUUGCUGGUUUCAAAAAAACAAGCGAAAUCUAAAAAAGUAGACGAACCGCCGUCAAAUGAGAACCAGAUAGAGCAAAUAGAAGAGAAGACGAAAAAUGAAAAGCCAGGGAAACGAUGUAAACUAGGUAUGGAUAAGGAAUCAAAAGGGAAGAGCGUGGAAAAGUUAGCAAAGCUGCUAGUGUCGAAAAAAACCGCUUUGAAGAUGGACGAGGCGACGUUGCUGGUGGAGGCGGCGUGCGCCUCGCCCACACCCAGGGCGCGCGGCGGCCGGCGGCGGCGCAGCGGGGGGCGGCGCGCCCGCCGGGCCCCCGCGCCCCUCACACCCCUCGCGCUGCAGCCGCGCCCCCCGCGCGCGCCACCGCGCUGGAGCAACGGCUGGAACUGGGACGGCGAACACUACGUAUCCAAAGUCUACCUCAACAACGACUCUCGACUGGACCGCACGGCGCGGUGCUGGGCGCGCAUGUGGCACGCGAGCGGCGACCGCGUGGCGCGCGGCGACUGCGUGCUGCUGCGCGCUUCACUCGCGCGCGCUCAGCCCUUCGUCGCGCGCGUCGCCAGCCUCUGGGAGAACCCCGAUGAUGGCGAGAUGAUGGUGUCCCUGGUGUGGUACUACCGGCCGGAGCACACGGAGCGCGGCCGGCAGGCGGACGACGCGCCCGACGAGGUGUUCGCCUCUCGGCACCGAGACGCCAACUCCGUCGCCUGCAUAGAGGACAAGUGCUACGUCCUCACCUUCAACGAGUACUGCAGAUAUAGAAAACGGCUAAAAGCAUCAGAAGAGGGCAUAACGAUGGCGCCGUCCAUAGUGCCACCGCUGCCGGCGGGCGAGGUAACGCCGACUUUGGCGCCCAACGACACGAAGCUGCCGCCCUCCGUGUCACCGGAACUGGUGCUCUUCUGCCGUAAGAUAUACGACUUCAGGUCCAAGAAGAUACACAUGCCCAACAAAUGAGAGCACGCGGCUCCACACAUUGCUGCGAGUUUAUUUCACCUCGAUACGGAUUCGUCUUACGUUUGGGCGACGACAAAAAUUAUGCUGAUCUGGGAGCUAGUAAGUUCCAAUCACCGGAGUGAAGACUUGGAAAAGUGAAUACCAAAGUCGAUUUUCACAUUCGAUCAAUUUUUUGACGACAUCGAUGAUAAAAAGUUCAAUCUAGUUGGUGUCGUCAGGUCCGCUUCAUUGUUGGACUUUAAAGUUAUUGAUGUAUUAAUAGUGUCACCAUCCCCAUCCCCCAAUUAGUACAAAUACACAUGUAGUUGCCCCUGUGGUACUUGAAGCCAAGUUAUAUUUGUAUUUAAGAGCCGAUUGAUUUUUAUGUUGCCUGUGUCGUGAUUUGUGGUAGAUAAAAUAUCCCGUGUGAUUAAUUUGCUGAAUUCCUGAUAACGUCGGAUUAUCAAAUAAAUAAUUUUUAUCAAUGGAUGCCUUUUAUAAAGUGUAAGUAGUCGUAAGAGUCGUAAAGCAUAAUGUGAAUAGAAAUAUGUUUGUUUUGCUUUUUGGGGUAAUCUAAGUCCUUGCUAUUAUCGAUUUGGUAGACUGAGAAUCGUGUGCUCGGGGACUUAUUUUGCGUGACUGAUUCUCGUAGUUUUACAGCUGCAUAGACACUAUAAAGCAUUUAUUUCGAUACGACGUCUUUCCUUUUAUUAUUGUAGAAUCUGUAUUAAAUUAUUAUGUUUUUUUUUUAUAAUUUUGUUGCAGUAACUGUUUUACACAUUCGAAUAAAUCACGUAGAAUACUGCAAUAUGUGCGUUGAUUUAGAACUAGUACAGAUUGAAAUCCCAAAGAUAAAUGUUAUAUACAAACUCAAUGAAUUCAUAAAUAUUUAUCAAAAACUGGGAUAAUUUCUUAUGUAUACUGGUUAUAAUAUCAUCGCAAUAGUGUUAGAAUUAACAUUAGUUAAAUCCCCUGCGUGUUUUAUUCAUUGGCGAAAUCAUUUAUUUUG